Molecule: messenger RNA, 447 nt
Organism: Bursaphelenchus xylophilus (pine wood nematode)
Lineage: Eukaryota; Metazoa; Nematoda; Chromadorea; Rhabditida; Aphelenchoididae
Source: the annotation of a GenBank genome assembly
AUGAACGCUUGUUUUCUAAUCUUCACGACUUUUCUUGCCAUUGCGCUCUCCGCUCCAAACUGGCCUUACAGUGAGCUGCAACGGCGGCUAAACGAAGAGCAGUCGCAGGAAUUUCGGAGAAUCUUUCGAGAUGGCCUGGAUAGUCCAAGAACCGAAUUAAAUGCCAACCUGCGAACAUACAUCGCCACUUUGCCGCAAGAGCUGCAAGAUGUGGCAGCAGAGGAAAGGCAGCGUCUCGAUGAUUCGAUUCAAGCCGCCAGACAACGAGUUCAGGCGUUAAGCGCCAACGCGCAGAGCCUUUACCGACAAUAUGCGGAGAUCUACAACGAUGAAGGAAUAAGUCUCCGCGAAGCCACAAGCAGAAUCAACGAUCUCUGCCGAACCGCGGAUCGCACAACGUUGAGAGAAUUGAUCAAUGCUGAUGUUUUCAAUGCCCGAAAUGCUUAA